AUGGUCUCUUUCAAGUCUCUCCUCCUCGCCGCCGUGGCUACCACCAGCGUUCUCGCUGCUCCUUUCGACUUCCUCGUUGAGCGCGAUGGUGGCAAUGCCACUGCUCUCCUCGAGAAGCGCCAGUCUACUCCCAGCUCUGAGGGUUACCACAACGGUUACUUCUACUCCUGGUGGACUGAUGGCGGUGGCUCUGCUCAGUACACCAUGGGCGAGGGCAGCAAGUAUUCCGUGACGUGGAGAAACACCGGCAACUUCGUUGGUGGCAAGGGAUGGAACCCGGGAACUGGCCGCGUGAUCAACUACGCCCGGAUCUUUCCAACCCCAGGGUUACGGCUACCUUGCUGUGUACCGGUGGACCCGUAA
Messenger RNA from Pyrenophora tritici-repentis Pt-1C-BFP, 363 nucleotides. Lineage: Eukaryota; Fungi; Ascomycota; Dothideomycetes; Pleosporales; Pleosporaceae. The record is from RefSeq and is a predicted model, not a curated record.